Aspergillus melleus is the source of this 801-nucleotide messenger RNA. RefSeq lists its product as uncharacterized. The record is from RefSeq and is a predicted model, not a curated record. Lineage: Eukaryota; Fungi; Ascomycota; Eurotiomycetes; Eurotiales; Aspergillaceae. The transcript is spliced from 2 exons. Bases 1 to 801 code for a protein of 266 amino acids. Gene Ontology annotation, biological process: peptidyl-proline hydroxylation to 4-hydroxy-L-proline. Gene Ontology annotation, molecular function: iron ion binding; L-ascorbic acid binding; procollagen-proline 4-dioxygenase activity. Gene Ontology annotation, cellular component: endoplasmic reticulum.
AUGCCACCAAAAUCCAAAUCCAAACCUCCCCCCAAAAAAGACCUCCCCUCUAAAUCCAACCCCAAGCCCUCUACAUCAGCACCCAAACCAAACUGGCCUCCUCUCCGCCCCCUAAUCCCCCCCUCAGACCUAACCCUAGAGCCCCUCCUACGCGACCAAAUCUACCUAAUCCCGAACUUCUUCCCGGCGUCGCUGUGCAAAACGUACGUGUCCUUCCUGGCGUCGUUGCCGAUGCUCACGACGCCGCGGAAGCCGAAGAAGGACGAGGCGGUGCGCGUGAACGAUCGGUUCCAGGUGCAGGAUGAGGGGUUUGCGGAGAUGGUGUGGCGGGAGACGGCGUUGAGGGAGUUGGUGGUGGAGAGGGCGGGAGAAUGUGAGGAAGAUGAAGAUGAAGGUGAGGACGGGGGAAGAAGGAAAAGAACUCCGGAAGAAAUCUGGGGUGGGAAGCCGUUGGGAUUGAAUGCCAAUAUACGCAUCUAUCGGUAUUCGAAGGGCCAGUUUUUUGGGGCGCAUUACGACGACUUCAACAACGUCACAUUCUCGUCGUCAUCGUGCCCGGCCCAACCGGCCCGCACGACCUGGACGCUCCUGAUCUACCUGACCACCUGCACCGGGGGCGAGACCGUCUUCUAUCCCGAGGCUACGAAGGAGAAUCGCAAUCCGAGUCCUGUGUCUGUGGCGCCCCAGACGGGCAUGGCGCUGCUCCAUCGCCACGGGGACGCUUGCAUGCUGCACGAAGGGAAGGAGGUCCUGGCGGGGGAGAAGUGGGUGCUGCGAAGUGAUUUGGUGGUGGAACGGUGA